Messenger RNA from Pocillopora damicornis (cauliflower coral), 1006 nucleotides. Its product is annotated as NAD-dependent protein deacylase sirtuin-5, mitochondrial. Gene Ontology annotation, molecular function: NAD+ binding; histone deacetylase activity, NAD-dependent; protein-malonyllysine demalonylase activity. NCBI's taxonomy places the organism in Eukaryota, Metazoa, Cnidaria, Anthozoa, Scleractinia, Pocilloporidae. The record is from RefSeq and is a predicted model, not a curated record. Gene Ontology annotation, cellular component: nucleus.
UUCCUUGAUUUGAAGAAACACAGAUGAUUGUAGUUAGGAACCUUAGAACAGGUGCAGGUCAAUGCUCCAGAGCGUUUAAAAUCUCCCGAAACAUUAUUAUGGCUGAAAGCUCUUUUCACACAACUAGCUGUAACAAAGCAGAGUUUCGCGAUCUACUCCAAAAGGCAAAGAACGUUGUUGUUCUAACUGGAGCAGGUGCUAGUGCUGAGAGUGGGAUUCCAACAUUUCGAGGCUCCGGUGGUCUUUGGAGAACUUUCAGAGCUCAAGAUCUUGCGACUCUCGAAGCAUUUCGUAGAAAUCCGUCAUUAGUAUGGGAGUUUUAUAGUUACAGGCGAGAAGUUGUCCUCACGAAACAACCAAACAAGGCGCAUUAUGCUAUUGCAGAGUUGCAGAAAAAGUUUGGAGAACAAGGUAGAAAUGUCGCCGUGAUAACACAGAAUAUUGAUGGAUUACAUCAGGCUGCUGGGACGGAAGAAGUAAUAGAACUUCAUGGGGCACUGUUUAAGACAAGAUGUACUGUAUGUGGACAUGUAACAGAAAAUAGGAACAGUCCAAUUGUACCCGCUUUAGCUGGGAAAGGAGCACCUGAUCCUGAUGCCCAGGAUGCAAAGAUUCCAAAGAAAGAUCUACCCAGGUGUGUCCAGCCCAAUUGUGGACAAUUGGCCCGUCCUCAUGUUGUGUGGUUUGGAGAAAAUCUAGACUACAAUGUAUUGAAAGCUACAAACAAUGCCUUGGAAAAGUGUGAUAUGUGUCUUUUGGUAUGGAUUUCUGAAAUAUUGAAGAUAAAUUCCCUAUUUCCAGGCUCCUCUCAGUUGCUGUUAUUAUUCUGUCCUUCCCUUUCCCCUCUCCCCCAAAAGUCCCUUUUCCUUCUCUCCCCUACUCCCAAAGUACCUCUCCUCUCCUCCACCCCCCAAAUGGAACAACAACAAUAAAGCCAAUUUCCAGGUAGACCCUAAAUUUCCUGAUGACCAGAGGGACCCAAAAUUGUAUAUUUGUACACUUAAUU